Messenger RNA from Drepanopeziza brunnea f. sp. 'multigermtubi' MB_m1, 1374 nucleotides. The record is from RefSeq and is a predicted model, not a curated record. NCBI's taxonomy places the organism in Eukaryota, Fungi, Ascomycota, Leotiomycetes, Helotiales, Drepanopezizaceae.
AUGCCAGAGAAACAGUACGAUGUCAUUGUAGUUGGCGCCGGGCUGAGUGGUCUUCAAGCAGCGGUCAGUAUCCAGGACGCUGGCCUAUCCUGCAUCGUCCUAGAAGCCCGUGACCGUGUGGGAGGGAAAACAUGGUCGGUUCCUCUCGCAAACGGGAGAGGCACCGUCGACAUUGGAGCAGCUUGGAUCAACGACACGAAUCAAUCGCACGUCUAUGCGUUGACGAAGCGGUUUGGGAUUGAGCUUGUGCAGCAAAACACAAAUGGCGACUGUAUUUUUCAAGAUAUCGAUGGCUCUACACACGCAUUUCCGUACGGCACUUCACCAAAGUUUUCUGAUGCCCAUGUCACAGAUCUGGAGAGGAUCAGGGACAUCAUCCACGAUUUGUCUGUAGCCUACGGGUCCAAGGCCAGCAGUGUUGAGAACUAUGACCAAAUGUCUUUGGAGCAAUUUGCUAUCAGUAAAGGAGCAACGAAGCGGACCGUCGAUAUGCUAAAGGUUUGGUCUCGAGUGAUGCUCGGAAUCGAGGCACCAGAUCUGAGUGCGCAAUUUUUUAUCGAAUACGCCGGUAAAGCUGGGGGAUUGAAGCAACUAACAGCAGCAGGAACACAAGCCAUCGCCAUCGGCCUCGCCGCUCUCCUCAAACCCAACACCAUCCGCCUCUCCACGCCGGUGUCCUCCAUCACAGACAGUGGAUCAUCCGUAACAGUAACCACCAAGACAGGCCAAACCUUCGAAUCCACCAAACUCGUCCUCAGCAUUCCCACACCACUGUACGUAGACCUCACCAUCUCGCCUCCCCUCACUGGCACCAAAGCCACAGCCACCUCGUCCACCACACACGGCUACUACAGCAAAGUGAUCCUCUGCUACGACCACCCCUGGUGGACCCAAACCCCCGCGACGUCCAAAUCCUGCGGCCUCGCCAUCUCGUACCAGUCCCCCGCCGCCGUGAUCCGGGACACCUCCGUCCCCGAAGACGGGCACUACUGCCUAACCUGCUUCGUCGGCGGCGCGCCCGGAAUCGCAUGGUCCAAGCUACCGCCGCACGAGCGUCGUGCUCAGGUCCUGUCUCAGGUGUCGAACAUCUACGGGAAUCGGGAGGAAGUGUACAGACCGGUGGAGAUCUUCGAGCAGGAGUGGACGAGAGAGGAGUACAGCAAGGGCGCGCCGUGUCCGGUCAUGGGGCCGGGGGUGCUGAGUCGAGUCGGCCGGGCGCUGGCGGAGCCGGUGGGUAGCUUGUUCUUUGUCGGGACGGAGACGAGCGAGGUCUGGAGUGGCUAUAUGGAGGGGGCUAUUCGGAGCGGGCUGAGGGGUGCGGAGGAGGUGGUGGAGAGUCUGAGGGGCCAGCGGGGCGUGAGGGCGAAGUUGUAG